Messenger RNA from Loa loa (African eye worm), 1359 nucleotides. RefSeq lists its product as hypothetical. The record is from RefSeq and is a predicted model, not a curated record. Gene Ontology annotation, biological process: snRNA transcription by RNA polymerase III; snRNA transcription by RNA polymerase II. The coding region runs from base 1 to 1359 and encodes 452 amino acids. The transcript is spliced from 11 exons. Lineage: Eukaryota; Metazoa; Nematoda; Chromadorea; Rhabditida; Onchocercidae. Gene Ontology annotation, cellular component: snRNA-activating protein complex. Gene Ontology annotation, molecular function: sequence-specific DNA binding.
AUGCGUGGCCACGGUACUUCGGUAAUGCCGAUAACGGCUGGAUGUCGGAAAGAUAUUGAACGUUUAUUAAAAAUGUAUAAAGAAAAAGAAACCCUUCGAUAUAAACCAUUCAUUGAAUUAUUCGAUAAGAUGAAAUUUGCGACAAUAUUUAUGGGUCGUAUGAGUCCUGCUGAACUCUAUGAAUUCAGUGAAAAAUUGCUUCAAAUAACAAUUGCAUAUGCUAUGUCAUAUCGUGAACGAAAACCAGCUGAAUACGCCGAGGAAUCAACAACCGAUAAUGAACCUAUGUCAUUAUCAGAUAUACGAUUCAGUAAUGAAAUGACUUUACAGGAACGAAUGUUUGGCGUAUAUCUAACAUAUGCUCUGUAUUUUGUGCAGCCAGAAAGUUAUGUGGCGCAAGUGCGAGUUACACCUGAUCAAAUGGCUGAUUUAAUUGAUUUCAUCAGUGAACGUCUGAUUCCGGAACGACAUAUCGAUGCGUUUGCUGCUCUAUUCAAACUUAUUAAUGGAGGAGCAUUCCGCAUAUACGCUUUUGAAAAAGAACACAAUCCAUUGCUGCAUCGUCGUUUUGAUCUAAGGGAAUUAGAUGAAGGUGGUCUGGAUGAAACGGAAGCACAGGAGCACAGUUUUCUGAAAGCACUCGCUGAUGAUAUUGUAUUUACGCAGGCAGAUAUCAUUUGCAAACGUUAUCUGGCUGCGAAGGAAAAAGCUAAUCUUCCGGCUGAUUUAAACAUAAACUUAGUUCAAACAACAGUGUCAGAAAUUUACAAUGACAUUUUAAAAAGUACGGGAGCAGAAAUGGAGGUAAAUUUAUCGCCGAAAAAAGCGCCUCGUCAAAAUUCGGGUCGCUUUCGUUCAGCACUCAAAGAGAAAGCUUAUAAAUCACAUAUCAUUCACGCUCGACAUCGACGAUAUUUAGUGGAUCCAUCGGUUUCCUCAACAAACAGUGAGACGGAGCAAGAACGAAAUAUGAUAUCUGCAACGGAGAUGCUGAAAACACUGAAACGUUAUUCAUCAAGUGGAUCCGACAAAGGUAUGGAGGGUGAGGAUAUGGGUGAUGUUUUAUUACUUUCUGAAGAAAAACGACGGAAUGAAAGUGAGUCGUCGACUGGAGCAACUGGAUCAAGUAAAAAAUUGGGCAAAUCAUCAAAAGUAACGAAGAAAAAGACGGGCGGGAGAAAGAGAGGAAGGAGUAAAUUGAGUAUUUCGGAAAUGUCGCUUGCAGAAUUAACUCACGACCUUGGAGAAAGUGUUGCAGCUUUGAAUCAAGAAGAAAGAGAAAUCGAGAACUCCAAGAAAGAACGGAUUGCUGAUCGUCUGCUGGAAAAAAUACAGAAAGCACAGGAGAAAAAUGUAUAA